This is a messenger RNA of Zychaea mexicana, 1944 nucleotides long. RefSeq names its product beta-lactamase/transpeptidase-like protein. NCBI's taxonomy places the organism in Eukaryota, Fungi, Mucoromycota, Mucoromycetes, Mucorales, Lichtheimiaceae. Bases 1 to 1944 code for a protein of 647 amino acids. The transcript is spliced from 10 exons. The record is from RefSeq and is a predicted model, not a curated record.
AUGACCAUUAGCGAGCCAGAAGUAGCAGCAUCAGAGAAUUUGUCUCAUAAAAACAAAUCCCCUGCGAAGGUAGCAACAAGAGCCAGCACUGCCAAGCGCACGGUUCUUCUAGCAUUGGUUCAGUUAACGACCGUCACCUCACUUUUGGGAUCCAUUGCCCUGAAACGCUAUUUGAGCCAAGGUCCAUAUACUCCAUGGACAUGUUCUGUUUUUGGCUAUGAAUGCGACCGAGCUUAUGACGUUCCAUUUGGCGGAUAUGCUCACGAAGAUUAUGCUGCAGCCGAGCAAGCUUUCAAGCGAAACUUUUACGCAGGCGAGGAAGUAGGUGCUGCGGCUGCUGCCUAUGUUAAUGGCGAGCUAGUUUUGGACGUGCAAGGCGGGUGGCAAAACCUCGAGGAAAAAGUGCCAUAUACCGACAAAACUUUACAAAUGGUUUGGUCAAGCACGAAAGCUCUGACUUCGGUCGUAGUUGCCCAAUUCGUUGAAAAGGGCGUGCUGUCAUACGAUGAAAAGAUCGCUACAUAUUGGCCAGAGUUUGCACAAGGCAAUAAGGAGAAUGUGACACUGGGUGAUUUGCAUGUCUUCAUGUCUCCACCACCGUCUCUAAUAGAAAGUAUCCUAAAGAUGCAACAUGCUGCUGGUGUUGGAUACUUAGAGAAUGGCGUUACUGCGGCUGAAGCCGAAGAUCCCGAACGCUUCUCGCGCAUCUUGGCUGCACAACCGCAUACGUUUGCAGGUGUGCGCACACGGAGUUACCAUGCAACCAGUCGCGGAUGGUAUGUCAACGAAAUCUUGAAGCGUGUGGCUAAUUGCACGGUGAAUGAUGUGGCUGCUGAGCUCAACAACAAAUAUGGUAUCGAAUGGAACCUCAAGCCAUACCAGCAAGAGUACGAUGAACGCAUUAGUUUAUUUUAUACUGGCCCUAAGCUGUUCCAGAUCCAUCGAUUGAUUCAAGAUAUGGGUGGAUUUACGAAGUUCGUUCAAGCCAUUAUGAACCCGGACAACAAUUUUGUCAAAACAUCUCUUAGUCUCCCUGAUAAGGCGAAGGCACCGGAAUCUUUCCCCUCUCUUCGACUUCGCCGUAUUGAAGGACCGUCUUACUCGGGUCAUACGAACGCCCGGUCUAUUGCGAAGCUAGCUGCUAUGAUGGCCAAUGGAGGCAAGGCGAUUGUGGAAGGCGAACCGGACUUGUUAAACUCCACGACAUAUGCUUUGGCUACAGAACCCGUUUCUUUGGACUAUGAUCUACUAUUCAGACGAACAAUGGAAGCUGUCAAGGGUGGUUGGGGAUGUCACGACGACUUUGAAGUUGAAGGUGUCCAAUUUAUUGGCUGGCCUGGUUUAGGCGGCUCAACGUUUUUCUGGAACGAGGAGCACAAGAUUGGUUUUGGCUACCACAUGAAUUUAUUGGUAUCCAUGAAGUCACCCGAUGAUAGAAGCAUGUCCAUAUUGGGGGAAAUUAGCAACAAAGGCAACAUCAUUGGGGAAAAGAAGUUCAACGCGUCAAAAUUACAUGUACAAGAAAUGAACUCUUUACUUCGCGUUACGCCUCGUUUAAUCGCCAGACCUGUUCAGCGUGCAGCAUACACAACCGAGGCAGCUACCCCUACAAAGAAGGCCGGUGCUGUUCGUGGCGGUUUUGUUGGCUUCCUCUUGGGUGUCACCGUUGCUGGAAGCGUUGGCUACUACUACCUCUUGGAAGAAUAUAACAAUGCUUCGGGCUCUUUGUUGAGCUCAGUACAGGAACUCCAGUCGUCCACCGAGAAGGUUCGCGAAUAUGCUCGUAAAAUUGAGUCAGUCGACAAGGAUGUCUCCAAGUUGAAGGAAUUGGCUGCCACUACCAAAGAAUUGAAUGAAUUGAAGGCUGAAUUUCGAAAGCUCUACGAUACGCUUAACAUGGAGCAUCUCGAACUCAAGACCCACGUGUGGGGAUUAGGUGAAUAA